Molecule: messenger RNA, 1224 nt
Organism: Symbiodinium sp. CCMP2592
Lineage: Eukaryota; Dinophyceae; Suessiales; Symbiodiniaceae
Source: the annotation of a GenBank genome assembly
AUGUGUAGUGGGGCACUGACUGCUGAGAUGUCCAGAGCUGUUUUACAACAGUACGUGCGAGCGACUGGAUACGACAUGAACAUUCGGACUGUGGCACUUUGGGAGUGGAGUGAGAAGUGUCACCCCCUGAUUGUCAACAACCUUCGGUGGUGUCAAGAGGUUUCUCAUUCUCCCUUCGAGCACCCCCACAUCUUCUCGGACAUAGAGGCAUUGAACCCGACUUCUUGCAGAACCCACACCACCUACAGUUCGAAGAAGAAAGCCAUCAUGAACAGUGGGCUGCAAACGUGGUCUCCGUGCCUCAACUGCUGCGACCCGUUGUGCAAUGUGCCGGCUGCAGAUUUCGGUGUCAGCGGGCUUCCUUGCACGGACAUGUCGCGUGCAGGGAAACAGUUGAAGCGUCACGGGCCUACGAAUGGAGUGUACAUGACGCAUGCCAAGUACAACAAACAUAUGCGCACACCCUUGCUGGUAGUGGAGUGUGUCCCAGAGCUCGACAUGGACAUGGUGCAGCAGCUGCACAUGCCAGACUAUGAGUGGUUCCAAACAUGUUGUGAACCUGCAGAUGUCGGCUACUCUGCGACUGCAAGGGCUCGCUUGUAUUGCAUUGGGGUGCAUCAGAGCAGGACGUCCAUCCUCAAGGACCCAUUGGAGCUGCAUGACUUGGUUCGUGGCAGGAUCAGGGCAGUUGCCCGCACCUUGCCCCAGGACUACUUGGUGGCCAGCACAGCUGAAGUGCAGCUGGAGGCGCAGGAGAUGUCACGCCGCCGAGGCAUCCCGUAUUGCCCGGCUGCGACAGACCUGCGGUAUUUGCUCACAGCGAGGGAACUCGAGGCUGUUGACACCUACUCCAAGGAGUACUUUCACAGAUACGGGGUUGACCCUUCAACCCAGGAUGGGCUUUUCUUCUACCUGGGAGACAACCCUAGCUACUCCUUGCGCUGGUCGGCAAAUGGAAGACUGCCAACCCUCAGGACAACUAACGGUCUGAUGUGGUCAGCGAAAUUCAGGCGGUGGCUGACAGCUAAGGAGCGACUGGUCAGCAUGGGCUGGCCUGUGACCUCGGAGCUGGCUGGUGCAAUGGCUGUCCCAGUGAUCCCCGCGAUGGAUGUGAAGAGGGCCAGUGACCUGCUCGGGAACUCGAUGCAUUUUCUGAACACAGGAGUGCAGCAACUAAUUGCACUCAGCUGCUUCGGGCCAGAAUGUCCCAGCAUGUGCUUUUGA